Molecule: messenger RNA, 574 nt
Organism: Gallus gallus (chicken)
Lineage: Eukaryota; Metazoa; Chordata; Aves; Galliformes; Phasianidae
Gene: STMP1
Product: chromosome 7 open reading frame 73
Exons: 3
Coding region: 39-188 (49 amino acids)
Source: RefSeq, marked provisional
CCCCGGCUGAAAAGCAAGCAGUCAGGCAGGUGGACGCCAUGCUGCAGUUCGUGCUUGGUUUUACUCUUGGCAAUGUGGUUGGGAUGUAUCUGGCUCAGAAUUACGAUAUUCCUAACAUUGCAAAGAAGCUCGAAGAUUUUAAGAAAGAUGUGGAAGCUAAGAAGAAACCUCCCAGUGACAAGUCCUAAGGGAGCAGUGUACCCAGGUCACUUCUGUGCAUGCAUCAAGGAUGCAACUUACCUUUCUAUUGACAAAGAUCAAGUAGAGGUUUGGCAUGGGAGGUUCCUCCACUUUUAGUCUCCAAGAGCCAGAAUGUCCUUGUUUUGAAAAAGCAACCAUGAACUUUUCCUGGGACUGAGUAUCAAGGGUUUCAGAAUUUUGGAUUUGCAACUGAUAAUGUGACUGGAUAAGAUCAUUUGUAUUUUUUGUUAUUGCUUUUCCUGGUAUUUUGUAACCCAUUUUUACCUGAUCCAACUGGAAAAUAGUGUUAGUCCUAUUAUUAUGUAUACCUCACACUUUGUAAUACUCUAGAUCCUAGAACAUUGCAGAAGAAAUUAAAUGCAUCAAGAAGUAA